GAGCUCGCAGGCAGCAUGGCGGGGCUGCGGGCCAGGCCGGGCUCGGGGCUCGGGCUGCUGGCGCUGUCCACGCUGGGCCUCUGCCUAAUGCUGCAAGUCGGCGCCAAGAGGCCCCCCAAGACGCCCCCGUGCCCGCCCAGCUGCUCCUGCACCAGGGACACCGCCUUCUGCGUGGACUCUAAGGCAGUGCCCAGGAACCUGCCCUCCGAGGUCAUCUCUCUGACGCUGGUGAAUGCUGCCUUUUCGGAGAUCCAGGAUGGAGCAUUUUCCCACCUGCCACUGCUGCAGUUCCUGUUGCUCAAUUCCAACAAGUUUACACUGAUUGGAGACAAUGCCUUCACAGGACUGUCUCACCUGCAGUACCUCUUCAUUGAGAAUAAUGACAUCUGGGCACUUUCCAAGUUUACCUUCAGAGGACUCAAGUCUUUGACACACCUCUCACUGGCCAACAAUAACCUGCAGACCCUGCCUAGAGACAUCUUUCGGCCCCUGGACAUCCUGAGUGACUUGGACCUGCGGGGCAACUCGCUCAACUGUGACUGCAAGGUGAAGUGGCUGGUGGAGUGGCUGGCACACACGAACACCACGGUGGCGCCCAUCUACUGCGCCAGCCCGCCCCGCUUCCAAGAGCACAAGGUGCAGGAUCUGCCACUGCGGGAGUUCGACUGCAUCACCACAGAUUUCGUGCUGUACCAGACCCUGUCCUUCCAAGCGGUGUCGGCCGAGCCCUUCCUUUACUCCAGUGACCUCUAUUUGGCUUUGGCCCAGCCAGGAGUCAGCGCUUGCACCAUCCUCAAGUGGGACUAUGUUGAAAGGCAACUUCGAGACUAUGAUAGAAUCCCAGCCCCCUCUGCAGUGCACUGCAAGCCGAUGGUGGUGGACAGCCAGCUGUAUGUGGUGGUGGCCCAGUUGUUCGGUGGCUCUUACAUUUACCACUGGGACCCCAACACCACACGCUUCACCAAGCUGCAGGACAUCGACCCUCAGCGCAUACGCAAGCCCAAUGACCUCGAGGCCUUCCGCAUCGAUGGCGACUGGUACUUUGCCGUGGCUGACAGCUCCAAGGCGGGGGCCACCAGCCUCUACCGCUGGCACCAGAACGGCUUCUACUCCCACCAGGCCCUGCAUGCUUGGCACCGUGACACUGACCUGGAAUUUGUAGACGGCGAGGGCAAGCCACGACUGAUCGUGUCCAGCAGCUCCCAGGCCCCCAUCAUCUAUCAGUGGAGUCGCACCCAGAAGCAGUUUGUGGCUCAGGGCGAGGUGACCCAGGUGCCUGAUGCCCAGGCUGUGAAACACUUCCGCGCAGGUCGCGACAGCUACCUGUGCCUCAGCCGCUACAUCGGCGACUCCAAGAUCCUGCGCUGGGAGGGCACCCGCUUCUCCGAGGUGCAGGCGCUGCCCUCCAGGGGCUCGCUGGCCCUGCAGCCCUUCCUGGUGGGUGGCCGCCGCUACCUGGCCCUGGGCAGCGACUUCUCCUUCACACAGAUCUACCAGUGGGAUGAGGGGCGGCAGAAGUUUGUGCGGUUCCAGGAGCUGGCGGUGCAGGCCCCUCGGGCCUUCUGCUACAUGCCUGCUGGGGACGCCCAGCUGCUCCUGGCCCCCAGCUUCAAGGGACAGACACUUGUGUACCGACACGUGGUGGUGGAUCUCAGUGCCUAG
Molecule: messenger RNA, 1662 nt
Organism: Mesoplodon densirostris (Blainville's beaked whale)
Lineage: Eukaryota; Metazoa; Chordata; Mammalia; Artiodactyla; Ziphiidae
Gene: LGI3
Product: leucine rich repeat LGI family member 3
Exons: 8
Coding region: 16-1662 (548 amino acids)
Biological process (GO): regulation of exocytosis
Cellular component (GO): synaptic vesicle
Molecular function (GO): protein binding
Source: RefSeq, a predicted model, not a curated record